Molecule: messenger RNA, 2298 nt
Organism: Spirometra erinaceieuropaei
Lineage: Eukaryota; Metazoa; Platyhelminthes; Cestoda; Diphyllobothriidea; Diphyllobothriidae
Source: the annotation of a GenBank genome assembly
AUGGCUUGGCACACGGGGACAACCUCAAUCAACCGUAGUGUGGCUCUUCCCGCUGCCAAUCAAGCCCUUCGGGCGCAGCUCAUUAAACAAAUGAGCAGACGUGAACUCAGGCAAAACAUGAAUCUAGACAUGAGCGAGUCCAUGGCGGAUACACAGUCAGCCACCCCUCAACCGGCUUCCAACGAUGGCGCAGUCCUCACCACAGCCGCCCCAUCUACUAGUCUGGCGGACGAGAAAACGGACAGUCGUUGCGGCGUAAACAAGAUUAUCAGGCUUGGACGACAGCUACGGUCAAUGAAGGUACGAACGACGACCAUCCAUGUCUCAACGCCGGCCCCCGAUGUAGAUUGAGUACAUUCCGUCACCCUGCUUCCCUUCCUCCCGCCCGCCACAAUUCAUGUGUGCAUGCGGCUGGUGACCACUAAAGCUGAUCCACCACCCCCUCAUUCGGUGAAAAGACGCUCUAGGACUCCCUACCCGCCCCUUCCUCCCUGCCGCCCUGACUUCAUAUGUAAGAAAACCCGUUUUGAGAUGACUGUCACCCACCUAUAAAUACUGUGAGGCGCGAUACCACAUUCACACCCGACAAUGGAAGCUUGUUUGCUUUUGAAACGCCAGGACUGUAAAACUAUGGUGCCCGAGAUCGCCUUUUCUUCUCAUUUAUGUCCGGGGACGCGCAUCUUCGUGUCUAUUAGCAAUAUUUUCGAGGGCGCGAAGCGCUUGAGUCUGCACGACCUUGGGAAAUAUUCACCCUUCGUGUGUCUUCUGCGUACGCGGAAAUACAAUUCCUCCACAGACGCCUUGACAAUCAUGUGCUUCCGAAGGGCCUGUCGUACAGGCCACCCGUGAACAGAACUCUGGCGAAACGGUCGGUAGCUGAACAUGACAGACGAAUGAUUCGGGCGCUUCUUCAAGUUUGCCAUCUUCGACUGCGUAAAAAGAACAGGGUUUUGAGCCUAUCGGUUACAAAGUGCGUCGAACUCAUCGGUGAUGACGGAGUCACGCAGUUGCAACAAGUGAUUAGUAAACGGGCCUGCAACCUGCGAGCAACAAGAUAUGCCGAGCUGGCGGUCAAGCUCCACGGCAUAAGCAAAUCAUCUCAAGAGGAGAACGAAGUCCUAGUGCACAAUAUGUCCUCUAAGCCCCUGACUCCUACACAAAUGAACGUCCUGAGUCAGGAGGCUUGCCUCAACACCACAGACGCCGAUCCAGUCAAUCUCGUGGCCACGGUUGAGUCGAUUCUCAAACAAACUGGGCAAUCCGACGAAACAAGCAUCUCAUUGGAAAGCAGGUUGCCUCCUUGGCGAUGUCGCACAGACCGCGUGCAACUAUUACCAAGGCCGAGCAAAGCGAUUUCAAUACACUGAGGGCUGACACCAGCAUCGUGAUUCUACCAGCAGACAAAGGCCGUUCCACGUUUGUGAUGGAUAAGUUAGGCUACAUUCAGAAGGUCAAUGCCCAACUGGAGGACCGACAGGCGUACCUACCAUGUAACGAUGAACCGAUGAGGAGGCUGGUGACGCAACUGGACUGGACCCUCGCCGACAUGCAAACGAGCAAGGCAACAAGUAAGUCAGUACGACUGGCCAUUAAGCCAGUAGAAGUGCCCGCACCAAGGUUCUACGGACAAACAAAGGUACACAAAGCCGGGGUCCCCCUUCGGCUAAUCGUAUAAUUGCACGGCGCAGCUAACUUCAAUUUGGCUAAGUGGUUGUUCUAAAACCUGAGGUCUCUCACCUCGGACGCGGGCACGACGGUGUGUUCAGCGACUCAAUUCCUGGAGUGGAUCAAAGGGAUGAGACUUACCGAAGACGAGGUCUAGUGUCAUUCGACGCCACCUCUCUUUUCACCUCGAUUCCGCAAGACCUGGCAGUCGAAACGGUCAGCGAGCUGCUCGAGAGUCAGUACGACGAGACGGACGUGACGGUCAAACGGAGACAUCUCGUCCAAUUGCUGAGAUUCUGCCUGAAGACCUACUUUACCUUCAAAGACACGACCUACGAGCAGGUCAAGGGGACGCCAAUGGGAUCGCCGCUCUCGGGUUUCAUCGCAGAGGCAGUUCUCCAAAAAGUAGAGACCGUCGUUUUCUCAACCAAUAAGCCGAAAUUUUGGACUCGAUAUGUCGAUGAUACCUUCGUUAUCAUUAAGCGGCAAAUGGUCAAGGAAUUCCAUGAUGUUCUGAACUCUGUUUUCCCUGACAUCCAGUUCACAAUAGAGACUGAAGCCAACAAUCAACUGCCGUUCCUGGAGGUUCUCGUCCAUCGAAAACCCAAUGGGCACCUUAAAACGACGGUAUAA